UCGAAUGCGUUUAUGUGGAACUCAGUGGAACUUAGGAAAGUUGCGCCUCAGAUCGCUUCCAUCAUUGCACUGCAUUGCACGCUCAUCACGUAAUUUUUUGAUUCCGAUAAAUGUAACGAGAAUCUUUCGUUGACGAACAGCCCGGAGACAUGGAAGAGACAUGUCUGGAGGAGGGACCUGCGGUAAAUUUCGAAAGAGCCACCCUAGAAAUCGCUAAUACCGACCCUAUUAGACCGUUGACGGAGAGCGCGGACAAUGCAUCGAAUCAAAAUUCGGCCUCGAGAAAUGUGUGCAACGUGCCAUUCAAGCAUAUAGAUGUUCAUACAUUUUUCACUGAUAGAAACGAAGUUGUGGAACGAGCGAUAAGCGACUGUACUGAAAAAUUGAUAAAGCAAAACGAUGAUGAACUUGUUGGAAGUUGGCUUCUGACGGAGAUAAGUCUAUGGGAUACGGAAAAGGAAAGACUCGUAUUAUUAGCGACAAAAGCCCUUUACUCUGUAAAAUAUGACUUUAUUUCUUUAAAGAUACUUGACUUUAAUCGAAUACCUAUAUUGCUGUUUGACACAAUAGUUACAGGAAAUAUAAUUUAUCCAUCCUCGUCUCUUGCACCACGAUUAAAUGGAUUAGCAGAAGGCGUGUCGUCUGUAAUUCAUUGUGCAGUACGUCAGGAAUGGUCGUCUAUCGCAGGUUGCUCUAAUCUUACUCAAUUUGAGCCUAGAAAGCGUCAUAUGUCAGGAAUAAGACUUAUGUGGAACAGAGGACAAUCUUUGUCUCUUAUAAAAAAGUGGAAUCCAUUUUCGAGAGAUAUACCGUGGCUUACAUAUGCUAGUCAUCCAUUGUUCUGGUACAAAGAUGGAACCGAGAUCGUUAAAACAAGAUUCGACAUAGAAGCCUUUAAUACUACGCUCAAAAGUUUACUACCUCGUGAAAGCAACAUUGUUAAUAUGCCCAUCAUUAUAGAAAAUUAUUGCGGUCUUGGUGCCUUAGUGCACAAUAGAAACGGCUUAGGUUUCUUCAAAGUGCGUGGCAAAAUAAGUUUCUAAUUUCUUUGAUCUCAUAGAAUUGCAAACAUUUCAAGGUAUUUCUUUAAGCUUGAUACUUUUUCUCGUUUUUAGAAUUUUUUCUUA
This is a messenger RNA of Cyphomyrmex costatus, 1127 nucleotides long. Its product is annotated as tumor protein p63-regulated gene 1-like protein. The transcript has 6 exons. The record is from RefSeq and is a predicted model, not a curated record. Gene Ontology annotation, cellular component: cytoplasm. Lineage: Eukaryota; Metazoa; Arthropoda; Insecta; Hymenoptera; Formicidae. Bases 150 to 1043 code for a protein of 297 amino acids.